UCGAUCAUGCCCAUUCGACAUUUGGAUACUUAUCUUCAAGAGAGGGGUUUGAUUCAUGAAGCACCUUUGACCUCUCUCAAAGAUACUCGAAUCGGAAUAGAUGCUCAACAAUGGUUCAAAACUUUAUUAUCUCAUCCAAAUUAUAAAGAACCAUUUGUUUCAGUCACAGGUGGUGCACCUCUCAAUACGUAUCAACAUAUGGAAAGAGAAUUACGUUUAUUAGAACAACAUCGAAUCAAACCAGUUUUUGUUUUUCAAGGUUUACCUCCAACUAGAAGAGAUCGACCCUUCUUUUUAUUUCCAAAUUCAACUGAUCUUUUAGAAAACCCAAUGUUAAAACUUAGAACAAGAGAUAAAGGUUGGGAAAAAUAUGUUUCAGGUGAUCUAGAGGGUGCUAAAAACUUAUUUGAUCAAUCAUCAAGUGUAGAACCCAAAGACAUUUUCAAUCAAAUUCAUAGAUUAUUUAGAACACGUCAAGUUGAAUAUUUGGUAGCACCUUAUCUAUCUUGGUCACAAUUAGUUUAUUUAGAAAGACAUCCUAAGAAACAUUAUAUUCAUUCAAUUUACGGUUCCAAUGAACUUUUCUUAUUUGAUGGAGUAGAUAAAGUAAUACUUUCCAUCAAUUUUGAAAGAGGUUUAAUCAAAUUCGCAUCAAAGAAAGAAAUUUUAAUUGAUACUGGUCUUACACCUGAACAAUUUACAGAUUUAGGUAUCUUAUCGGGGUUUGAACUUUCACCUAGUUUUCCUCCUUUUGUUGAAAGACAUGAACAUACUUUUAAACAUGCAGUCGAUUUAAUUAGAAGAUAUCAAACUGGUUUAUCUACUGUUAUGGCUUAUGCUGAUCAUCCGAUGGUAGCUAAAACAGGUUAUUUAGAUCAAUUCUGUAGAUCUAAAUGUAUGAUUAAAUUCUCAUUGGUCACUAUGGCAGAAGAAGGAAAAGUGAUGCCGUUACCUAUAGCUUCACCUACAUCUUCAAGUCCGAUUGGAAUUCAUGAUAUACCCACUGAUUUACAUGAUGUGUUUUCAUAUAAAUUUCCCGAUGAAAUUUAUUUUCAAUUAUGUAGAGCAAUGAUCAGUCCGACUUUAUUGAACGUAUUGGCUACUGGACUUUGGGUUGAACAACCUCCACUCUGUGGUGGUGAAACUGAUGAUUAUUGGAGUUUUGUUAGAGAAUCUUUAACCGAAAAUCCUACCAGUCCUAGAUGUGUUGCAUUAUCUUUAAUCAUUUCACCUUUACAUCAAUUUUGGCAAAAGAAACCGAUUAGUGCGAUUUAUUAUUUCGAUCCACAUAAUAAUUAUACCAUUCCUCAUGCUUCUCAAACUACUGUGAAUUUGAUUGAGAAAAUCUCGAAUUGGAAUGUACCUGCUGGUGUAGUAGAAGAAGAAUUAAAACGACAAAACUCAUCUACAAUUGAUAUCUCACUCUGUUUAGGAGCAACCUCACAAUCACAUUUAGCAGGAAGAACUCGUACACCAAGAUCCACUUCACAAACAAAUCAUAAACCAUUAGAAAAGAAAGAUGAAGUAGUGGCUAAUACGAUUUGGAGGUUUUUAGAAUUAAGAGGAUAUCUACAUUCGAAUCAUCAACAUACAAUUCAAGGAAAAGCUUUAUUUUUAGGAUUAAAGGAAUCUAAAGUGAAUGAUAAACUGCAAGAACCACUUUUGUUAGUGAUUGAAAUGUUAAAGAUGGGCUGUCUACAUUCGAAUUGGUUUGGUGGUCGUACUUGGACUGGUACGGCUCAUUUGGGUAGUGAAGAUGAUAAACGGAAUAUGUUAUUGGUGAUGAGAGUUUUAUCUAUCGUACCACUUUCUUUCAAGCCAAUGUCAUGGCAAGGACCACUUUCACGAGAUUUAUUAACCUUCAACUCAUUCACAAGAUCAUUAACUAAAUCAUUAAGAUUAUUAAUCGAAUCUAUAGUCUUAUCAUUAGUAUUAAGAAAUGAUACCAGAAGAUCACGUGAAGAUGGAAUGGAAGUUAGUUUAUCAUUACCAUUUCAAAAUGAAGCCAAUACAGGGAUGGGAAUCUUAUUUAAAGGUUAUGCAGAUGCAAUGGUUUGUAGUCAAAGUGAAAUUGAAGCUGAAACUGAGAUAGAUAAGAAAGAGGAAAUGGUGAAAGAAUUAAAGGAAGAUAUUUUGGUAGGAGCUCAGGAUGGGUUUCCUAUGGUUAGAGAUGUGAGAGCUGAAUUGAAUAGAGGGUUUAGGUUUUGGGAUGCUGUGAUGAAAGUAGUUAGAACAUUAAAAGAAGAAAAAGUUGUAAAUAAUAAUUUAGCUGAUGGAUUUGAAAGAGCUGAUGUUUGGUUAAAACCAUUAAGGUUAUGAUGAAUGAAGAAAAAAGAAAACAAAUAUAUAUAAUAUCUAUUACUUCAGUAUUACAAUAUUGUUUGUGUUUUCUUUUUUUUUGAGUUGGGGUUUAUAAGAAGGGUUGAGGGUAAAUGUGGGGGUUUAUUUGAAAAUUGGGAAAUGCAGAUGAAAUUUUCCAUUUAUC
Molecule: messenger RNA, 2485 nt
Organism: Melampsora larici-populina 98AG31
Lineage: Eukaryota; Fungi; Basidiomycota; Pucciniomycetes; Pucciniales; Melampsoraceae
Exons: 6
Coding region: 7-2319 (770 amino acids)
Biological process (GO): DNA recombination; DNA double-strand break processing; mismatch repair
Cellular component (GO): nucleus
Molecular function (GO): 5'-3' DNA exonuclease activity; 5'-flap endonuclease activity
Source: RefSeq, a predicted model, not a curated record